Messenger RNA from Schistocerca nitens (vagrant locust), 2964 nucleotides. It is a transcript of the gene Oatp58Dc, whose product is annotated as solute carrier organic anion transporter family member 74D. Gene Ontology annotation, molecular function: protein binding. NCBI's taxonomy places the organism in Eukaryota, Metazoa, Arthropoda, Insecta, Orthoptera, Acrididae. Gene Ontology annotation, cellular component: membrane. Gene Ontology annotation, biological process: transmembrane transport; sodium-independent organic anion transport. The record is from RefSeq and is a predicted model, not a curated record. Bases 437 to 2506 code for a protein of 689 amino acids. The transcript has 12 exons.
AUGUGUUGUUUGACAGGUGGGACAUUAUAUUUUACGGAAUUACUUUCGUUAGUUGUGAUGAAUAUAUACACAUUCUAAGUCUAACAAAGAGUGGAUCUAGCACAAGGACUGCCUUCACGAUGUCAAUAUAAAGAAGGUCAGUUCCAAGACCAACGUUUAAUCAGAUUAAAAUAUCGCCUGGAAAAACUCUACUUGCGCCAUCCUAUGGAUACAUGGGGCAAGCGGCGGCUGGCCGUUAUAAGAGCGGCGCCGGCGCGCCUUGGGCGCUCAGACGCUGCGCGGCAUCCCUGCGGCCGCUGCUCCAACUGCCACAUGGCGCCCAGCCACCUCUGAGCCGGCCGAGUCCCGCGCAGCGCUCCGACCCCAGACCAGCCAGCAGCGGCCCGCAGCACACCGCAGCACACCGCGGCACACCGCAGCACACCGCGAGGCAGCCAUGGCCGACAAGAGCGAGAAGAACGGCGACGCCAAGAGGCGGCCCGGGGAGCUGACGCCCGAGGAGGAGGAGCAGCUGUACCGCGACCACCCGCUCACCGACGACACCACCUGCGGCUACGGCCCGCUGCGCUCCGCCUUCCUGCAGAAGUUCGCCAACAAGAAGGCCUUCGUCUUCCUGUACGGUAUCCUGGGAUGUGUCUAUUCGGCCACGUACUCUUACUACAAUGGCACCAUCACCACCAUCGAGAAGCGGUUCAAGAUCCCUAGCAAGACUAUUGGUUUCAUUUCCAUCGGCAACGACAUCAGCACGAUGCUGGUGUCGGCGGUGGUCACGUACUAUGCGGGCCGCGGCCACCGGCCGCGCUGGAUGACGCUCGGCCUGUACACCGUGGUGGCGUUCUGCCUGCUGAACGCGCUGCCGCACCUGCUGUACGGCGCCGGCCAGGACUCGCUGAUGCUGACGCGGGAGUACGGCGCCACCGCCAACCCCAACGAGACCAGCGAGCUCAUCGAGGAGGAGCGGCGCAAGGUACUGUGCCGGCCAGAGGGGGGCGUGCCGUGCGACAGCUCUGCCGGCAGCCUCGCGCCGCAGCUCAUCCUGUUCGGCGCCAACUUCAUAGCGGGCAUCGGCGGCUCGCUCUACUACACGCUGGGCACCUCCUACAUGGACGACAACAUCAAGAAGUCCAAGACGCCGGCGCUCAUCAGCCUAUCGUACUUCCUGCGGAUGCUGGGCCCGGCUAUCGGCUACUCGCUCGCCUCGCUGUGCCUCAAGUUCUUCAUCUCUCCCAGCCUGACGCCCACCAUCACGACCAAGGACCCGCGCUGGCUGGGCGCCUGGUGGAUAGGAUGGAUGGUUCUGGCGGUGAUGCUGUUCGUGAUGGCGACGGUGAUCGGGCUGUUCCCGAAGCAGCUGCCUCGCGCCGCCGUCCGGCGGAUGAUCGAGCAGGAGCGGCUGAGGGCCAAGGGCGACAAAGCGGCCCUGGCGGCAACCGAGAGCCCGCCCGAGAGGACCUCUCUGUCCGACAUGAUGAAGACCUUCAAGAGGCUGCUGAGGAACUCGACCCUCAUGUGCAACAACCUGGCGGGCAUCUUCUACUUCGUGGGCUACAGCCCCUACUGGAUCUUCAUGCCCAAGUACAUCGAGACGCAGUACCGGCAAUCGGCCAGCGUCUCCAGCCUGGUGACCGGUACGGUCGGGCUCGUCUUCUCGGCCGUGGGCAUCCUCACCUCGGGGCUGGUCAUCUCCAAGUUCCGGCCGCGCGCGCGCUACCUCGCCGGCUGGAACGUCAUCGUCGGCAUCAUCACCGUCGUGGGUAUGAUCUCCUACGUCUUCCUCGGCUGCGACGCUGGAGACGCCACCACCAGGUCGCUGCUGCAUUCCGGAGAGCUGUCCGAGGUGACGAAGUGCAACGCGGACUGCAACUGCGACUACGUGCCUUACGCCCCCGUCUGCACCGCCGACGGCCGCACCACGUUCAUAUCGGCGUGCCACGCCGGCUGCGGCAACUACUACAUCAACGACAACGGCACCAAGGUGUAUACCGAAUGCUCGUGCGUGUCGCGGGGUAACGUGAACGGCUCUUGGGUCAGCGGGGGCGGCGGCGAGGUGCUGGCGGGGUCGUGCCCCGUCGACUGCAUGCGGCCCUUCAUCACCUUCCUGGCCAUCGUCUGCCUGCUCAAGUUCGUCGGCUCCACCGGCCGGGCUUCCAACUUCCUCGUCUCUGUCAGAUGCGUGGACGAGAAGGACAAACCAGUUGCGAUGGGGUUCGGUCUCACCUUGAUGAGCCUUCUAGCAUUCGUACCAGCGCCCAUAUUCUUCGGCUACCUCCUAGAUUCCACGUGUCUGGUGUGGGGCAAGACAUGCGCCGGAACGGGCAACUGCUGGUUGUACAAUGGCGAAUCCCUGCGUUAUAUGCUCAACCUCACAUCCGCCGCUUUUGUGACCGUGGGCACUAUAUUUGAUGUUGGCGUCUGGUACUUCGUGAAGGACCUGAAGAUAUUUGACGAAGAAGUAAAGCCAAAAGAAGUGGAGGACGUUCAAGAGAAAAUAGUUCUGGAGGAGUGAUACUCUUGGAGACAGCGUACCUGAAAAAUAAACAAGCAAGACAUCGCUCUCGAUAAGUUCCCACCUUGAAGAAGCUUUCACGAAGCAGACACCCACACAGGCUUGAGUUUCUGCCCAGGUCGUGAGCAGCAUAACUGAGACUUUACAGUGUACCUCUGUGUUGCUUUUUUUGAAAUUCAUGUACAUAUUUGUAUUGUAAGACUUGUAAGCAAUAAUACCAAAGUGCCAAAUAUCUACUGCAAUGAAUCUGUACAAAUAGUUUUUGUAACAUAAUACAUUAGAAUCGUAUGUUACCGAAACCGUUUCCUUGCUGUAAUAUAACGGUUACGAGAUUUGUGAUACGAUUGUUGCGACUGUUUCGUAUUUAAUGUGGUACAAACAGUAAUGUCUGGGACCAUGUGCUGUUCUUAUUAUAUUUUUAUACAAGUGAGGCUACAAUAAACAGAUUUUCCUUAGAA